This is a messenger RNA of Bubalus bubalis (water buffalo), 1912 nucleotides long. RefSeq names its product indoleamine 2,3-dioxygenase 2 (gene IDO2). Gene Ontology annotation, molecular function: heme binding; indoleamine 2,3-dioxygenase activity; L-tryptophan 2,3-dioxygenase activity. NCBI's taxonomy places the organism in Eukaryota, Metazoa, Chordata, Mammalia, Artiodactyla, Bovidae. The record is from RefSeq and is a predicted model, not a curated record. The transcript is spliced from 11 exons. Bases 453 to 1547 code for a protein of 364 amino acids. Gene Ontology annotation, biological process: 'de novo' NAD+ biosynthetic process from L-tryptophan. Gene Ontology annotation, cellular component: cytoplasm.
AGAAAGUCCAUGGUAGUGUGGAAUUUAACCUCAGAACAAGGUUCUCCCCUGUUCCUGAGACAACCGGACAACUAACUGCGAGGAAGAGAUGCUAUUCUGAAGCUCCCUGUGUCUUUGACAUAUUUGGAGCCGUUGUCUCUUCAGCAGCAGUCUCGGCACAGAUACUUCAAACAACAUUAUGGAGCCUCAAAGUCAGGAUUUGAAGACAGCACCAUUCUUGACUUUAGGAAGAUUUCACAUUUCUGAAGAUUAUGGCUUUCUUCUCCCAAGUCCUCUGACUCUAGGCACCCAGGCUUCAGCAGUCACAGGGCACCAGCUCAGAUGCUCCUCAGCAUGUGGAAUAUUCCCGGAUCAGCAAUCAAACCCGUGCCCCCUGUAUUAACAGGUGGAUUCUCAACCACUAGACCACCAAGGAAACCCUGAGAGAACUCCCUGGUCACUAUAGUCCUUGGAUGGAAAUUGCCAACAGACUUCCCCAGUUGAUUGAGAGCCGCCAGCUUCGAGCUCAAGUAAACGAGAUGCCGCUCUUGAACUGCCAGUUCCUCACAGGUUACCGAGAGUGGCGCCUGGCACGCCUAGUCCUGAGCUUUAUCACCAUGGGGUAUGUCUGGCAGGAUGGAGAGACACAGCCCAAAGAGAUUCUGCCAAGAAACCUUGCCCUGCCCUUUGUUGAGGUCUCCAGGAACCUGGGACUCCCUCCUAUCCUCGUUCACUCGGACUUGGUGCUGGCCAACUGGACUACUAGGAACCCAGGAGGACCCCUGGAAAUCAGGAACUUGGACACCAUCGUCUCAUUCCCUGGGGGAGAAAGCCUGCGUGGUUUUGUACUGGUGACUGUUCUGGUGGAGAAAGCAGCUGUGCCUGGGAUUAAGGCCCUGGUUCAGGCUGUGAAUGCCAUCUUGCAGCCCAGCCCAGACUCCUUGCUUCAAGCCCUGCAGCAACUGAGGGUCUCCAUCCAGGACAUCACUGGAGCCUUGGGACAAAUGCACGAUUACGUAGAUCCAGACAUAUUUUAUGCAGUCAUCCGGAUCUUCCUCUCUGGAUGGAAGGAUAACCCAGCACUGCCUGUGGGCUUGGUAUACGAAGGUGUCUCCAAAGAGCCCCUGAGUUACUCUGGAGGAAGCGCUGCUCAGAGCACAAUACUGCAUGCCUUUGAUGAGUUCUUGGGCGUCCGUCACAGCAAGGAGAGUGCUGAUUUUCUGUACAGGAUGAGGGAUUACAUGCCUCCUUCCCACAGGGCCUUCGUAGAAGAAAUUCGCCUGGCUCCUUCCCUGAGGACCCACGUCCUGUCCUCUGGGAACCGCCAGCUUCUGACGGCCUAUAACCAGUGUGUGGAGAGCCUGGCAGCCCUGCGCACCUACCACCUGGCCCUGGUGACCAAGUACCUCAUCACAGCUGCAUCCAAAGCAAAGGCCCAGAGGACGAGCCACCUCCCAAGGCCCCCUCAGGCCCUAGAGGAGAGGGGCACCGGGGGAACGGCCGUCGUGAGCUUCCUGAAGAGUGUCAGGGACAAGACGCUGGAGGCACUGCUCCACCCAAGCGGCUAAGAGACCGCCCUCUCACCGGCAACGCAAACCCAGCAAUCACAGGAGGUCUGUCCUUGUCCUCUUCUCGCUGGACAGUGGGCAGACCUGGAGAAUGGGACUAUUCUGUCUGGAAUAAUCUGAAAGGGACCUCAGUGCCAUUCACGUCCUUGCUCCCCAGAACACCACCUUCUCUUUUACUGAGAGCUAUUCACAGAAGAGAGUUUUCAUGGCCUGAAACUUAUUAUUCCAUCUCUAGUUACUGUUUUAUAGCAAACAGCUCUGGAUUACCCCUUUAGAACCACCCCCGCCCCCGGGAGCAAUAUAGAAACCCAAUAUAGAAACCCAAUCUACAUUUCACUAAUCAAAUAAAAUUGCUUAUGCAUGGA